Messenger RNA from Colletotrichum aenigma, 198 nucleotides. RefSeq lists its product as uncharacterized. The transcript is spliced from 2 exons. The record is from RefSeq and is a predicted model, not a curated record. NCBI's taxonomy places the organism in Eukaryota, Fungi, Ascomycota, Sordariomycetes, Glomerellales, Glomerellaceae. The coding region runs from base 1 to 198 and encodes 65 amino acids.
AUGCAGUACAUAAUCGAAACCGGACCGGAUGAAUGCAAGCCCACGAACUUCUCCAAUGCCUUGACAAUCACAAGUAUGGGAGCUGGCUAUCCCUGCGUUGCUGGUGCUUGUAUGGAAGCUCUCGCAAAGUUUCACGAGUUCGCCAAGAAGAACGACUACCGCGAGCCUCACGACAUUUGCAACAGCCCCCUGCAGUAG